AUGAAUGAGCCUCAGAGUCAUUUCAUCAAGAAAUCGACGGAUACUCUGGGACAAGAUGACGUACAUGAGCGCACAGAAGACUCAUCAGAUGGAAACAAGAACACAAAGGUCCCCGACCCGAAAUUAGUAAAUGAACCUCGGAAGGAGAACGAACCGGCUGUGAACAAGGAGAAACCCACGAUCCAACAAUCUUGGGAGGCAGCUAUGAAGAAGGUGGAUAUAAUCGAUGGUGACCUAGUACAGGGCUAUAAAGAAGAUAUUGAUACGCUGCUGGUGUUCGCCGGUCUGUUUUCUGCGGUUGUUACGGCUUUCACCGUCGAAUCAUACCAGUGGCUACAAGACGAUCCAGCAGAAAUCACGUCCAUGCUCCUCAAUUCAACUGUCGUACUCCUCACACAGAUUGCUCAGCAAAAUGGCAGCAAUCAGUCUCCGCUCCCAUCUUCACCCCCGGCCUUCGCACCUACUCCCUCAGCCAUACGGAUCAACACCUUCUGGUUUCUCAGCCUCACCCUUGCUCUCGUUGAUGCCUUGUUCGGGCUGCUUUGCAAACAGUGGCUUCGCGAACAUCAGCGACAAACAAAUACCCAUACACCGGACCAGGCGCUAGCACUCCGUUGGCUGCGUCACCAAAGCUUCGAGAAGUGGCACGUUUCGAAAAUCCUCGUAUCUCUCCCAAUACUACUCGAAAUUGCGCUCUUCCUUUUCUUUGCUGGAAUAUUAGAUUUGUUAUGGACUCGUCACACUGUCCCUUUUGCAAUCGCUCUCGUCGUUGUUGGACUGGCCACCUUAUUCUACCUCAUGACCACCAUACUCCCUGGCUUGAGCAUGAUCCGACAAGUUCUUCAAAUUCAGCCCUAUUCCGCUUUUGGAUUUCCACUGGACCCACAAAAAAUGUACUCCUUACCAGCAGUCGACUUGAUCUGCCCCUACAAAUCCCCGCAAUCGUGGCUCGCAUUCCGUCUCCUUUCGGCCAUAUUUCGCCUUGGGCGCCACAAAGGCUUCCUGUACUCCUUCAUUCUCAAAUUCAAUCCAUCUUGGAGAUGCUACGGACCGGAUCCUCAAACUGUUUUCAAUACAGUCGUCUCGAAGAAUAUCUUGGACGUCGCCGCUUGGCCAUCAUUCGACCUCAAUCUCAUACAACGCUUCUCGAGUAUUGAAAGAUGUCCCGAUCUGUAUGGGUUGAAGGGUUUACGAUGGCUUGUACAGGAAACUCGGGACACACCGUCCAUGAUUCCGCAUCUGAAAAAUGUGCUCGCAAGGACACCUCUUCAUCUGAUCAUGCCCACUGUCUUUGAUUGUUGGGAUUCACCAGUUGUGUUCGACUUCGAGUCCGCAUUCGAAUCUCCUCGUACUAGGAUCAUCGAAGAUUUAUUCGAUGAUCGAUGGUCAGAACAUGAUUUAGCUUUAACCUGCCAAAUCGUAGCCUUCCGGCAUUUGUUGACUACCUCUGGCCAUGACUCUUUGGAAAGUGGACGGCUGGAGACUGCAGCAGAAAGGCUCUGGCAUCGUAUACUCGGUGAGCGUGUUAAUGGCCGAUUUGCGUACGCGCUUUUCUGUCCCGAGGAGUCGUUACUGGCGCCAUCAAAAGCUUCAGGGCACAUCAACGCCUUGAAUUUCUACACACGCCAUUGGGAUCAAGUGGAUAUUCCAACCCAAGUCCGACUGGUGGAGAGGCUGUCUACGUCCAUUCUUCCCUCUCUCAAACGGUUAUCGGAGCACGACAUUGGAGCUACAGUCCUGUCGUCCAGACAUGCACUCAAGUUUUUAACUUUGGUGAAUGACAAGAUCUGGAAUAAAAAGGACUUCUGCUUUGAUUCUCUUCAUGUUAAUAGUUGGAUGGACGUGUUGAGACACGUGCGGCGCAUCCAUCGGUUGCCGCUUCUGUAUUUCAAACCAGUUUUGGGCCACUUUCCAAUAACAAUGGACGAGAUGAAGAAGCUUUUGGACGGUUCAUCAGGAUCGGUAUCAGAAGUCCUCGAGCCCUUGUUGGAUCUGUGCGAGCAGUGUUGGGACAACCCAGGCAGUACAAGCUCCGGGUUUGAAAAAGAAGGUUUCAUCAAGACGUUUGCUAGUCAUAUAAAUGACAUGGUCUCGCUUCCGGCGCCGAGUGGUUCUCAUCCGACUUCAUCGACCCAUGUCCGACCGCAACGACUGUCCUCGAUCGGAUCCUUUAUCAUCGACUCACAACGGGGUCUCGACUUCCUGAAAUUCGUCAACGAGAAAUUAGUGGACGACAUUUCAUUCCAUUUUCCGUCUAGAAGCGAAAGUAUAGGGCUUUGGGUGGACGCUUUGGGGUGUGUACAGGUUUUUCGUGGACUGCCGUCCGACUAUUUCAAACCUAUCCCAAGGCUUAACGAGCAUGCGGAAAUGAUGGGUUGGUAUACACCAAGAAGCGUAUUAGGCGGGAUUGAAAGCGAAGAGGGAGGUCGGAAAACUGAAGCAGUCAACAGAAUUCCUCACCAGGAUAACGAAAAAGCGAUAAACGAACGGGAGCCACCAUCUGCAAGUCCCAGUUGUGAAAAGCAAGGACUCGGUGCUUGGAGAAACUCGGGAGCGGAGAUAUUAGCAACCUUGGGCGGUGAUCAAGUCAAGCAGCCGGAUCGUGAGGGAGUUUCGGAAGUGAAAGGGGACAACCGCAUCGUAGCGCACAGCAUCGUUGUGGGCGGGGAUGGAGAUGUUGGGGGAUCGGGGGCAGAAAAUAACGUCUGA
Marasmius oreades (fairy-ring Marasmius) is the source of this 2709-nucleotide messenger RNA. RefSeq lists its product as uncharacterized. The transcript is spliced from 5 exons. The coding region runs from base 1 to 2709 and encodes 902 amino acids. The record is from RefSeq and is a predicted model, not a curated record. NCBI's taxonomy places the organism in Eukaryota, Fungi, Basidiomycota, Agaricomycetes, Agaricales, Marasmiaceae.